Molecule: messenger RNA, 630 nt
Organism: Actinia tenebrosa (Australian red waratah sea anemone)
Lineage: Eukaryota; Metazoa; Cnidaria; Anthozoa; Actiniaria; Actiniidae
Source: RefSeq, a predicted model, not a curated record
AUGGUUGGCAGAACCCAACUGGCCAUUGUUGAUCAUAACAACAACAGCAAUMGAGAACAAGCAAUUACUAAGAAAGGAGAAGGCCGAUAUCGUGUGGUUUUUCCAAAGACAAGAAAAACCUGGGUCGCUAAGCCAGUGCUAACACAGAAGUCAUAUUCAUUUGUAAACAUCAUGGUGGAUGAAAUAGCUGAAUGUCACAAGAAUAAGAAAACACUGCCAAAAAUACAAGUACCUGAACACAUUCCAAAGAACAUCGCCACUGUCAAAAGACCACCAAAGGAGGAAGUCGUGAAGAAGCAUAUAUCUCGAAUGAUCAAAAAGAAAAAGGAAAAAUCUCAAUCUAAUGAUUCUAUUUCAGAUCAUUCUACUCGUCUGGAUAGUGAAAACCAGAGAAUUCGAAGUCAUCUUCAAGACCAGGUGGAGGAAAGUGAGCGCGGAUGCACAUCACGGCACAUGAAGGCAAAACCACUCGAAUUUCUUUUCCUAAGACACCCCAACACCAUCUCACUAACUGACGAUAUGCUACGUGUCGAUUCCUUUUGUGCUCUGGAGUGUGAACGGCACCAUAUUGCUGACGAUAGUGAAACCAGGCAGCUUCCAAAACCCAACGGUUCAGACACACAGCUUUAA